Messenger RNA from Solanum verrucosum, 782 nucleotides. RefSeq lists its product as uncharacterized. Bases 74 to 511 code for a protein of 145 amino acids. The record is from RefSeq and is a predicted model, not a curated record. The transcript is spliced from 3 exons. Gene Ontology annotation, biological process: translation. Gene Ontology annotation, cellular component: mitochondrial large ribosomal subunit; ribosome. Lineage: Eukaryota; Viridiplantae; Streptophyta; Magnoliopsida; Solanales; Solanaceae. Gene Ontology annotation, molecular function: structural constituent of ribosome.
GAAACUGGAAGAACUCGGAGUAGUAGAUACUGUGUUAGGGUUUAUCAUCGUUCUGUAGCAACUGUGUGUGAAAAUGUCGUCGUCGUCGAAAACUCUAAUUCGGACGGGCGUUUCUCUGAUUAGCCGUUUGAUGACCCAAAACUUGAGAUGUUCAGCACAAACGCCACAAAUUGCGAAUCCGACACUCACUUCUAGGUUUUUUCCAUCUCUCUCCUCUCAGUCUCAGUCUCCGAUUCGUCUUGAUUUACCCCAGUCCGACGUUGAUUCGUUCAAGAAGGUUUCCACUGAAGGUUUCUUAUACCCUACUGGCCUUCCUUCACUCCCCUUUUUCCUCCCUGACGUUGAUGAUUCUUCAUCAAGUGGGAUGCUUUUGUUUCCUAAGAGAACCUACCAACCCAGCAACAUGAGGCGCAAAAGGACACAUGGUUACUUUGCUCGCAAAGCAACUAAGGGUGGGCGUAGAGUUAUUGCUCGACGUAUUGCAAAGGGUCGAUCAAGAAUAACAGCAUAACAACAUUUUUUGUUGCAUGGUUUACAAGGUGUACGGAGCAAGGCUAGAAGGCUGGUUUAGGGCAUUUCACGGACAGUUAAAUAGGUUAUGCUGCGACUAUUGAAAACAAUGGGAUGAGGAGGUGAUGUUUUGGUGAUCCUCAAACUGGAUUUUUGUACUUAGGCUCCUACUUCCCAGCUUUGUCCCCAACUCUUCUUAAUAUUUUUCCAAGCUGGUUUUAUUUCCCUUAAAGAUAUGUUUGAUCUGUAAUAAGGAAUUCUUUUUCACUGUA